CUCCUCCAGCCUCCCCCGGAGAGAGGCGCUCUAGAGUUUGAGCUGCGGUGCCGCCACGAGGUGUCCGGAUCUUGCAUCCAAACGCGUCUGCAAGUCGAAAUGUCGCACCCGUCACCCCAAACUAAGCCCUCCAACACCAGUAACCCCCGAGUCUUCUUUGACGUGGACAUCGGAGAGGAGCGAGUUGGUCGAAUUGUCUUAGAAUUGUUUGCAGAUAUUGUACCCAAAACUGCAGAAAAUUUUCGUGCACUAUGUACAGGAGAAAAAGGCAUUGGACCCACAACUGGGAAACCUCUCCAUUUCAAAGGAUGCCCUUUCCAUCGAAUUAUUAAGAAAUUUAUGAUUCAAGGUGGAGACUUCUCAAAUCAGAAUGGAACAGGUGGAGAAAGUAUUUAUGGUGAAAAAUUUGAAGAUGAAAAUUUCUAUUAUAAGCAUGAUCGAGAGGGUUUAUUGAGCAUGGCAAAUGCAGGCCAAGAUACAAAUGGUUCUCAGUUCUUUAUCACAACAGUUCCAACUCCUCAUUUGGAUGGGAAACAUGUGGUGUUUGGCCAAGUAAUUAAAGGAAUAGGUGUCGCAAGGAUACUGGAAAAUGUAGAAGUGAAAGGUGAAAAACCUGCCAAAUUGUGCGUUAUUGCAGAAUGUGGAGAAUUGAAGGAAGGGGAUGAUUGGGGAAUUGUCCCAAAAGAUGGUUCUGGCGACAGUCAUCCAGAUUUCCCUGAGGAUGCAGAUAUUGAUUUAACAGAUGCCCUUGAAAUAGACCCAUCAAAUACCAAAGCUCUGUACCGCAGAGCUCAAGGAUGGCAAGGAUUAAAAGAGUAUGAUCAAGCAUUGGCUGAUCUUAAGAAAGCUCAGGAGAUAGCACCAGAAGAUAAAGCUAUCCAGGCAGAGUUGCUGAAAGUCAAACAGAAGAUAAAGGCACAGAAAGAUAAAGAGAAGGCAGUAUAUGCAAAAAUGUUUGCUUAAUAAGGAUUCAGUUUUGCUUAAAUACUAUGUAUUGAUUGUAUGAAGGCAAUAAGAAAAUGUAAGGGUUUUUGUCUAUUAUAUAUGAUCCCUAAUGUGUUUCUUUUGACACCUCAGUUCCCUGUUGUUUACAGUUUAAGAAGCACUGAUGGGGGUUUGCUAUUAAUUAAAGUGUUUGAAUACACUGAAGUUGGUUUUUAAAAAAAUGGUUAUGUGCAUUAUUUACAAAGAAUAAUGGUGUCUGGU
Propithecus coquereli (Coquerel's sifaka) is the source of this 1206-nucleotide messenger RNA. RefSeq names its product peptidylprolyl isomerase D (gene PPID). NCBI's taxonomy places the organism in Eukaryota, Metazoa, Chordata, Mammalia, Primates, Indriidae. The record is from RefSeq and is a predicted model, not a curated record. Gene Ontology annotation, biological process: protein peptidyl-prolyl isomerization; protein folding. The transcript has 8 exons. Bases 100 to 963 code for a protein of 287 amino acids. Gene Ontology annotation, molecular function: peptidyl-prolyl cis-trans isomerase activity; protein binding.